Gymnodraco acuticeps is the source of this 8441-nucleotide messenger RNA. RefSeq names its product cholinergic receptor, muscarinic 2a (gene chrm2a). Gene Ontology annotation, molecular function: G protein-coupled acetylcholine receptor activity. The coding region runs from base 392 to 1894 and encodes 500 amino acids. Gene Ontology annotation, cellular component: plasma membrane. The transcript has 3 exons. The record is from RefSeq and is a predicted model, not a curated record. Lineage: Eukaryota; Metazoa; Chordata; Actinopteri; Perciformes; Bathydraconidae. Gene Ontology annotation, biological process: regulation of heart contraction; adenylate cyclase-activating adrenergic receptor signaling pathway.
GGUAAAGCUGGGAUUUAUCAAACUGCUUUCCGUAAUUCGCCACAAUUUCUUCAGCUGCAUAUCUUGUUGUUUUGAGGAAUCAGGCUGACAAUUACAGACAAUGGUUGCGUCCUUGUGAAUGAAAAGGGGGGCAGAUGUCUUAUUUCCCUAUCAAUUGGCUGGAUAAUUCGAUGGAGGAGGGUUACUUGUGAUGGAUAGAGUGGCCAUGGCUAUUAACCAUGAAGCUGGAGCCAGACCCUCCCAUCGCUUCCUUCCGUCAAACAGAGCCUCUCUGGUGCUAUAUUGAACACACACUCUCUGAGUAUGCCAUCCAAGUGUGAGAAAGCCCAACGGACCGCUUAACACCCGCUAUUCCAUCUGAGUAGGAGGUGGCAACGAAAGACCAAAUGCCAUGGAUGUAUUUAAUUUCACUUACUGGAAUGCCUCCGAAGGCAAUGGCACAGAAGUUGUGGAAGAGAGCGAAAGCGCCUACAAGACUGUGGAGGUGGUGUUCAUCGUGUUGGUGGCCGGUUCUCUCAGUUUGGUUACAGUUAUUGGAAAUAUCCUGGUCAUGCUUUCCAUCAAAGUUAAUAGGAACUUACAGACGGUCAACAACUACUUUUUAUUCAGCCUCGCAUGUGCUGACCUGAUUAUUGGACUGUGCUCUAUGAACUUGUACACAGUCUACAUCGUAAUGGGCUACUGGCCCCUGGGCCCGGUGGUGUGCGACUUGUGGUUGGCCUUGGACUAUGUUGUCAGCAAUGCGUCUGUCAUGAAUCUUCUCAUCAUAAGCUUUGACAGAUAUUUCUGUGUCACCAAGCCCCUUAGCUACCCUGUCAAGAGGACCACCAAGAUGGCGGGAAUGAUGAUUGCAGGAGCCUGGGUCCUGUCUUUCAUCCUGUGGGCACCAGCUAUUCUCUUCUGGCAGUUCAUUGUCGGUGGGCGGACAGUGCCUGAGAGGGAGUGCUACAUACAGUUCUUCUCCAAUGCUGCAGUCACUUUUGGCACCGCCAUUGCCGCCUUUUACCUGCCUGUCAUCAUCAUGAUUCAGCUCUACUGGCAGAUCUCCAGAGCAAGCAAGAGCCGCGUGAAGAAGGAUGUCCGCAAGCCCUCAGCAGCCAAACCAGAGCCCCUGUCGCCUGCUCAGAGGAAUAACACUCCAAAACCCAACAAUAACAACGUACAGGGGGAGGACACAGGUGGCUGCCAGAGUCAGAAUGCCAAGGAUGGAGCUAACCAGCACGAUGGAAAACUGCAAAAUGGCAAGGGACCUUCCUCGACAAAUGCUGAGGGAGAAACCGAAGGUGAAGAUGUGGCGAGGGAGAACUGCGCUCCUGGAGAAGAGAAGGAAAGCUCCAAUGAAUCAACAUCUGGCAGUGUGGCUGCGUCCAAUCAGAAGGAUGAAGAGGCGGCACCCUCCGCCGCUAACUCCAGUGCUGAAACGAGCCAGCCCCUCCCCCGCCAGCGAGCCAAGGCAGGGGGCUCCAAGCUGACCUGUAUCAAGAUCAAGAGUAAAUCGCCCAAGGGUGACUGCUACACCCCAACAAACGCCACCGUUGAGAUCGUCCCGGCCUCAGAGCGGCAGAAUCACGUGGCGCGGAAGAUCGUGAAGAUGACAAAGCAACCUCCCAAGAAGAAGAAAGGACCGCCAUCACGGGAGAAAAAAGUGACCCGCACCAUAAUGGCCAUCCUGGUAGCUUUUGUUGCAACCUGGACUCCUUACAAUGUGAUGGUGCUUAUAAACACCUUCUGCUCAAGCUGCAUCCCCAACACAAUGUGGACUAUCGGCUACUGGCUGUGCUACAUCAACAGCACCAUCAACCCAGCCUGCUACGCUCUGUGCAAUGUCACGUUCAAAAAGACAUUCAAGCAUCUUCUCCUCUGCCAAUAUAAAAAUAGUAGGUCAGCCAGAUAAAGAUGGGCCACUUAGGAGGAAGGGUUGAAGUAUGAGUUGUCCGUUUGUGUGUGCCAUCUGUGUGUUUGUGUGUGUGCCAUCUGUGUGUGUGUGUGUGUGUGUGUGUGUGUGUGUGUGUGUGUGUGUGUGUGUGUGUGUGUGUGUGUGUGUGUGUGUGUGUGUGUGUGUGUGUGUGUGUGUGUGUGUGUGUUUGAGUUCUGUGAGCAUGAUAAAGCCUGCAUGAGUCCAUUCGACAUUAGUUCCCUUCAUUUGAUCCUUUUGUUUUCCAAUUUCCCUCUCAAAAACUGGUUGUAGCACUUCACACAAUGUAACUGAUUCCAGUUGCGUCAAGAUGUGUAGUGCAGAACAGAUUAGGAAGGUUGCGCAAAAUUAAGUUUUACUCAAGUGUUGUACAGUAAGCUAAACAAAUCUGGCUGUGUAAAGCACGGAGCACUUGGGAGUGACAUUGAGCUGAUAAAAAAUGAGGAACGAUAAAGAGCAGAGGAAGAUCUGCACUGUACGAAAACACACAACUUCAAAUGGGAAAAUAGGGCUGACUGACUUUUCAAAUCUAAGAAGUUUGACGUUCAGUAGAGAUACAUGUAGAUAACUGUACAUAUCAGUGUAGACUCAAUAUUUAUGUCACAUGUGGGUGUGUGCUGACUCUGAGUAUGUGUGUACACUCAUGUCUGCCCCUCUGCUUACUGUCUGUCUGUGAUCUUUAUCAUGGCACUUCCAAACAGCCACAUGUAGAAUAAAGUGGGGCAGCUUGCGUAGAUUGCCUCUUUAGUGGUUACAUUAGGACUGGAAGAUAUUCCAUCUGCUUAUGAGCCCCUGUGGGAUUGAGUCGCCAUCAAUACAUAAUAGAUAUAUAAAUAUAUUAAGCCUGCACUUCAGGCAAAUUACAUUAAAACAAAACACAUUUACUCACUUGCCUUAACUGGUGGUGUUUAGCCAUCACGCUGUGUUUGGGUUGAUUUUGGUGUCUCAAAAUGUCUGCCUCCCCUUCAUGCAUGAAUGCUAUAUUGUUUGUAGUCACAACAUAAAAAAACAUUUAAGACACAGUCCAUACUGAUUAUACUUCUUCAUGAGAACUAUUUUCUAAUGAAGAAGUAAUCUCUCCCACUUAACUCACUUCAAGAAGUUAACAAUAACUGAAAAACUUAUGUUAUUCUUUACAAGAGUUUAAAAUACAAACUUGUUUAUCCAAUACAUCACUACUUCUACUAGCUUGAAUCUUACUAACAAACAAACCCCCACUUUGAUGAAAAGUUUGGUACCACUCAGGUCAUAUAGUUAUGAAGCUAGGCUAAAGUUAGCCUAGCUUAGCAUAGAUUCAGGGAGCCGGGGAAAAUGGCUAGCCUCGCUCCAUUUAUCAACACCUCUAAAGCUGAACGAUUAACAGAUUAUAUCUUGUUUGUUUUUGUGCAAAAUGCAAGUUGUAUAUCUGUGGGAAUAUUUAUUUUUUGGAAGGGAGCAAAAAUUAUUGUUGUCUUGUCAACACUGAGGAAAUCACUACACCCGGCCAAUAAAUAAUCCCACACAUAAAACAACAACUUGACGUUUUGGAUUACAAGCUGCCAUUAAUCAUCAUAAAGUAGUGCCAAAUAGCUGUUAGAACAACAGACAACAAUAGUAAUGACUAAAUAGAAAAUGGUGGCAUGAGAUUGUUCAGUCGCACUCUUUCCUUUGCGUCAUAUCAGUUUGUACUAUUGUUGACAGGAUUGAAUUUCAGUGGUUAUUAGGAUGUUUGCUGUUGCUUCUAGUAACCAUCCCUCUGUGAGUGAAACAGGUGGCUGGAGCUCAGAGCUGAGGUGUAUUACUGUCUGUGGGAAGGCAUUGUGUGGUGUGUGUGUGUUUGUUUUUUGGCGUGUGUGGAUGAGUGGGAGACAUCAUAUGAUUCUGCUGAUUAGUAGAUUGAUGUCACAGCGUGUACUGUACUCACUAUACUGAUGAUGAUUGUGAAGUGUGUGUGUGUGUGUGUGAUCUUGUGUGAAGCGAGUGUGGGUAUACCUGCUGAUGUGUGUUUGCUCCAAGAGUGGAGUUUACUUCUGAUCACGGGUUAAAACCUUGUGAUUUAAAUAAGGGCUAUUUCUGCGUCUUUAAUGUACACAUUCGUAAUCCAUCGUCUUAUUUUGAAAAUUAACAAGCGGGUUAAUUAAUUCUAUGUAAAUCAUUUUAUUCUUAGAUUGAAAACAAUAAAUAGCUGUGUCUUAUUUUAAUUGAAAAAUAAAUUAGAAAAAUAUCAAUUUACUGUAAGACAUGUUCAGUGUAUCCAUGCAUGUCAUCCAUCAUUUCAACAUAUUAGCCAAUUCUCUGUUACGGUUAUGUAUGCUCACCAGGUGGAGUGAUGAAUAUUCAGGAGCAUUUGACGUCAGGAGGUUGCCACAGCGGCUGGUAGGGGGGCUUUGCAGAGAAUUACUCCUGCACGGAAUAUCUCCUCAAGGCUGUCUCCUUAUACAGAGAUCUGGGACAGAUCCUAUAAUGAAAACUCACCAUGAGGCUGAUCAGAUUAUAGGACGAUGUGGAACACCUACAUUUGAGAUUAAAGAUUGCCCAUUACACGCUCAGCUUGUGCUUGCAUGCUAUGCGCCCAUGCCCCACUUAGUGCUCCACUCGGUCCUGAUCCUGGUAUAGUCUCUACCUCAUAUAUGAGGUCAUGAAUGUAAUGUAAAUACCACAUUUAUUCAUUAGCUUGCUCUAUUAUUAAUUCCCUAACUCCUGCACUCAUUAAAGCCUUCGUUCCUGCUAUGUCAAAGCUCCUAAGUGCAGAGUCAGUACUUGCAUUCAAGUGUUGUAGUCACAGAAAUACAUUAAAUGUUCUUUACAUUUACAUUUAUUUGCUGGCAAAUAGCAAAUGCUUUGUUAAAUUACCAGCCAUUCAUAAACUCUGUAUGCAUCCCCAAAAUGUUGCAUUACAUCAGUGGUGGAAGAAUGAUCCUUUACUCAAAUCAAAGUUACAAUAAAUACAUGUACAAAUAAUGUUUAACAAAUGAUACUCAUGCAUUUAAAAUUGUACUUAAGGUGAGACGACGUCUUUGACAGCUUAAGUCAAUUUACAAAUCGCAAGAGUUUCUUCCUUUAAUACAAUUGAAGCCAUUUAUUGUCAAAAUUAUUCUUAAUAUGGUCAGGAUAGUUCUAAUGAUCCUACAUGUGACAUAGGAAGGGGAGCCAAAUAAGAAUACAUUUUUUAAUCCAAUGUUUUCUGACCUGGGCAGCCAACGAAAACUGACCAUGUCGUCUUAUUUCAAAGUGUGUGCGUUUGGUUGGCACUCCGGAUGCCUAAAUAUGGGGAUUUCCUCGAUAUGUCCCAUAUACAUAAUUCUGAAUGGGCCUUUAGAGUAAUUGAACUUUUUCCCCACUAUAAGUACCUAUACUAUUUUGGUAUUUGAGUAAAUGCACAUUCCACCUCUCCUGCUCUUCAUAGAUGGUCCAUGUUUAUCUGUCGAGACAGUUUCCGCAUGAAGUGAGGCAUCCAUCCCACAUUGACAUCCAACCAUCCGUCACGUUGAUAAGUAGAACCAUGUCUGUCUGACAUCCGUCACACGUCUCAGUAGUGAGUAGAGAGCCUUUCAGAAUAUCUGAUUAAUCUUUGCUAAGCUGUCGUUUGAGUGAUACCAGCAGGAGAAUAAGUGGCUCACAGCUCAAGCGGUGGUCCAGGGGUCCCAGUUUGAGCAGCUGCUUGAGUGUUUGAUGGAAGGUGAUGGCAGUUUAUCACCUCCUGGAGCGGGAGAUGCAUCUAAAAACAAACAAAAGUGCUUUCCGUGCUUAUCUCCACAGCAUGCACUUUAAACGUCAGGAGUAAAGUUCUCAAAAACCCCUUCGCUCCCCCCCUGCUCCUGUUGCCAAUAUGGUGGACGGAUGAGGACAAAAAUACGUUGUUGUAUCAGGCGUUGUUGCUGGAGGGGGGGGCGUGGGGGUGGAUGAUGUGAGAGAAUGUGGGCUUAUGAUAGAACGAGUAAGCGUUGUUUCUCGACAGCGAAAGAGAGCGGCUGUCAUGCGUGUGAGGGAGAUAGCCCCCAAGGUGUACACUUUGUACGUUUAGAAACAGAUAAGCUUGCCUUUGUAGUCAUGGCUACGAGAAGGGGAGGAGGGGGAGAGACGGGGGCUUGUCAGUGACAAAAUCCAAAGCUAGAUAUUCAGCCUGCACCAUGUUUGGAGAAGUCACAGCCGUUCUGUGCAGGUCAGCCAAGGGUUUUGAUGCAGGAAUUCGAGUGUCCCAGACGAAACCUGCCGCCUGGUGUAAACACAGCGAGAUACGGUGCUGUUUACCGGCGCUGUUUACCGUCCCUGCCACGCUUUUAUUGCGUCUCAUCCUCAUAUUGUGCAAACAGAAUCCACCGUCUGUGCUUAUUAUAUUAUAACCGUCUUACUUUACGAGCUCUAAUGCAUAUAUGCUCACCUACGGACCAUAUAUUCUGAUGUUCAUCUGUCUAAUAUGACUAGAAUAAACAUUGUCUCCAUUGUAAUCAACAGACCAUCAUGUGCCGUCAGAGCUAGCUGGGCUCCUCUUCACACGGCUAAUGUCAAAGGGCUAGGCUCCUUUUACGGAGUACGUAUGACAUUUAUCAGAGACAACUUCAAAUGUAGGUUUUCUCUGGGCUUCUCUCUCUCUGGGCUGUUGCUGAUAAUAAUUUCGGCAAUCUUGUGCAGUCAUGCAGAAUCUAAAACGCAGCAGCUUGUGCAUGCUGGGAGAAUUCUAAUCGGAAAUUAUAUUUAUAUCGCCAGAUUGUACGGAGCAAUUGAAAGUGCCUUAUCCAGAUAAACAUAAAGAAAUUGCUCUUUUAUCCCUCAAUCCCUGUUGUAUCUUACAGUAAGUGUGUCUGUGUGUGUGGACGGGGCUGCAGUGUGAUGCCCAUUAGAGAAAGUGUUCAGCAUUUUAAAAUUAAGAUUUGAUGUUUCUCAGCUCUGAGCUCCCAACCCAUUGUAACAGCCACUGUGAUUGCAGAGUGGACUGAACAAUCUAAAAUCAUCCUCUCAAUCCUUUUGAAAUCAUUUCUCAAAACAUGUGACAUCAUUGACACAUUUCAAUACAUCUAAGAAGCACCGCGGGCUAUUUUUUUUGUUUUUUUCAUCCAGUGUGUGUGCGUGUGUGCGUGUGUGUGUGUGUGUGUGCAUUGACACCCAUCAUGUGGGAAAUUGUGCUUUCCUGUGUGUGUGUGUGUGUGUGUGUCUGCCUUUAUACUGAGAGCAGUGCUGUCAUUGGUCAGCGUGGGUGUGUGCAUGCAGCUUGAUGUGCGGUGUUUUAUUUGUUCUCAAUGGCAUCCUCAGCAUGAAGACAUCAGAUUUGGACAAAAUAUCAUGGCACACAUCAGGGAAGAUGCACACAGUGUAAUGUGUAUCUCUCUGUCAUCACUCCUUUCUCUUUAAAAAAUGUCGUUCAAUAGCAACAGGUUGCAAGACUCACUUAGACACAGUUUUGUGUGGUAUUGGAAUACAUAUAAAUACUUAUAUUGUACAUUUUCUAUCACAUUUAGUAUACCUGUUUCUUUUAUCACUGUAAAAAGUACAAGUAUAAUAUUCCAAAUUAAAAUAAGAUCAGUGUACAGCAAGAGAGUUUAGUUUUUUUCAUUUGAAAUUGAAAUUGCUAUUUAAAAUCUUUAAAUAUAUGAGUAUUAUGGAAAGUAUUUAAAGAAAAUAUUGUUAUAAGAGGAGAAGGUAUAAAUAUAUGUGUAUUUCUGGGGGCAUGAUUUGCUAAGGAUGAAUUAUUGCUUUGUAAACUGAGCGACUGGAUCCAAACUGCGAGGAUUUCAAGAAUGACUUUUGCUGCCAGAUGGGCGAAAAUAGAGCAAAUUGGAAAUCCGAAGAUUGACGAAGGCUAAAAUUUGCUUCCAGUGACCUAAAGGCUAAGAGGCAAGUGGCUUCAUUUUGAUUUUACCUGUUAGACACACUCACCUUGGAAAGAAUUUGGUCAUCUUCUAUCUUACCGGACACACUUUCUAACUUUUAGCAACUUUACCAUCCUGGGGAAAAGGUUGUUUUUUUGUGUAGAGCAACAUAAGUGUUGAGCUUUUUGACCUGAUCUGAAAUUCAACGGUCAAGAUUAACAUGUGGAUUUAAAACAGAAUUAGCACAACAAAAAAAGAGUAAAUAAAAAAAAAAAAAUGAAUAGCCUACUGCAAAUGUCAAGUGUACAUACAAGUGUUCAUUUGCCUAUGUACGUAGAUGUUCAUGUAUAUUCACUCACUGUGGCUUGUGGCUUCUCUUGCAAUAGGUAAACACAUUUUACAGUCUAUUGUUUGCAUUGUAUAUAUCUAUAUGAUAAUAAAGUAUAUGUAAUUCAGAUGUGGUACAUUUGAAAUGUACAUACACGUCUUUAAUAGCUUAUAUCUGAAUGUUUCCCUCAUUUAUGCUUCUCCCCCUCCCCCACUAUGAUACUUCCUGUACAGUAACAAUGGUAUUAAUUUCCUUUUUUGAGGCAUUCUUAAUUGAUUAUAUGUUCUGGACAAUGAAUCUGAGUGUUAUUAUUAUUGGCCACCUACGACACUGUAAGAUGAACUGCAUUACGUGGUUACAUUGUGCCAUAUUCUCUCAGAAUGGAAUUUAAAUAAAGAUAAUAUGAAAUGUG